Molecule: messenger RNA, 4271 nt
Organism: Phacochoerus africanus (Common warthog)
Lineage: Eukaryota; Metazoa; Chordata; Mammalia; Artiodactyla; Suidae
Gene: CRACDL
Product: CRACD like
Exons: 10
Coding region: 715-3600 (961 amino acids)
Source: RefSeq, a predicted model, not a curated record
GUGGAGUUGCGAUGCUGGGGCUGCAGGAGUCUAUUAUUCUGAAGCGCCAGCUGCCGGUCAUCAGAGAGGAUGUCACCAGGGAGGCAGCUUUCUGUCCAGCAGGGGGCGUGGUCUGUGCACCUGCCAGGUGCCAUCCCCCAGCAGGGAGUGCUGGAACUGUUCCUGCCACAGUGAAUGGCUUAGCAGGUGCCGACUGAAAGGAGCAUUUGAAAGCUCCCGGGAGAGUAGUUCACAAAAUAUGUCUGGGACCCUCGGCAACAUGCCGGAACUUUAAGGUUGAAUGACAAGAAAGCCAGAGCCAAGGAGCGAACGUGCGGGAGUGGCUGUGGCCCCAGGGCCCCGGGGCCUGGCUAAGAUGGGGAAAUACUUGCCCUCUGCCCACCCCUGAGGGGAGCACAGGAAGGCAAAGCCCGGGCUUGUUACUUUCCACCCCCAGCAACCAGGCAGCGGCUCUACUCACAGAGAGGCAGGUGUGGCUCCAGCCCCACCCUGCUGUCCACGUGGAUGAAGUGAAAGAAGGAAGUUCGUGUGUUUCUGAGCUUCCACCGCGCUGUGCUGCACACCUGCCCAGGGACCUGCGCAGCUGCAGGAGGUGGCAGAAGCCCCGCUUCCUCGGGGCCAGGGAAUGAGGCUCUCAGUCAGCACCUGGGGGGUGUCCUGAGGGCCCAAAGCCCCUUUAGGGAGCACAGAAAAGGCCCGCCCUUCUCCAGGAGGAUGAAAGUGCCGGAGGCCCCCUCCACAUUCAUGAAGAUGGCAGCCUUUUACCAGUGCAUCAGGCCUGAGCCCAGCGAUCUGGACAUGAUUUCCACAAGGGUGAUGGACAUUAAGCUUCGGGAGGCUGCCGAAGGCCUCGGAGAGGAUGGCACAGGAAAGAAAAAGUCCAAAUUCAAAACGUUUAAGAAGUUCUUCGGGAAGAAGAAGAGGAAGGAAUCGCCUUCUUCCACAGGAAGCAGCACCUGGAAACAAAGUCAGGUGAAGAACGAGGUCAUUGCCGUAGAGUCAGGGCCAGCCGGCUGCGACUCAGAGGAUGAGCUGGAGGAGUCAAGGGGUGCGCUGGGCAGCCGGGCCCUCUCGCACGACAGUAUUUUCAUUCCUGAGUCGGGACAAGACCCUACUCGGCCUGUGAGGGUUUUUUCCCAAGAAAACGUGUGUGACCGGAUUAAAGCUCUGCAGUUAAAAAUACAGUGUAAUGUGAAAAUGGGGCCACCACCUCCUCCGGGGAGCCUUCCAGCCAAGCGGGGAGAGGAUGCCGGCAUGAGCUCUGAGGACGACGGUCUGCCCAGGAGCCCCCCCGAGAUGUCCCUGCUGCAUGACCUGGGUCCUGGCACCACCAUAAAGGUCUGUGUGGUAUCCUCGUCCCGGCCGCAGUCUCCUGAGCCGCUCUUCUCCAGGCAGGAGAGCGAUGCCUCCAUCUCCCCCAGGACCUCGGACAGCAGCGUGGCACCCGUGGCUGAUUUUGAUUAUCCCCCAGAAUUCUCCUCCUGCCUGGACAACUCUGCAGCCAAGCACAAGCUCCUGGUCAAGCCCCGCAACCAGCGGUCAAGCAAAAUGCGGCGUCUGUCCUCGAGAGCACAGUCUGAAUCCCUGAGCGAUCUGACGUGCACCCCAGAGGAGGAGGAAGACGAUGAGAAACCGCUACCCAAAGCCAGCACGGAGGAGAAGUCUAGUUCUGGGCAGCAGGAGGGGGCACCGGAGAGAGGCCCCGAACCCGAGGAGCCGGCCACGAUGCUGCCACCAGCGGGGCCCCGGGCGCGGCGGGGGCGGCUGCAGCACUGCGCAGCGCUCACCGCCAGCACCGAGGAGGAAAGCCCCCCGGGGGACAACCCCUCCAGCCGCCCAGCCACCCCAGAGGUCAUAGAGCCCGUGUCAGGCCCAGCUCCCCGCGCAGAGUCCCCGGCUCUGCCGGAAGGCUCCCCGAGCCCUAAUCCGGACAGUGAAAACCAGAGAGAGGAGCCGUCCCUGGAAAACAAGGGUCUCCCCGACGGGGACACAGUGGACGAGGUUGUUCGUGCUUCUGGAGAGGCUGAGGGUCGAUUAUCUCCCUGCGUCCCAGAGGAGGACCCGACCCUUCCGGACACAGGCACCGCCGCCACACCCGAGACGCCCUCUGGUCCAGGAGACCCCUCGGGCCUGCAGGACGGCCUGCGGCCGAGUCUGGAUGUAGCGAGUCCAGAGGGCCCAGGGCCAGAAGCCCCCGCCCCCAGCCCUCCGGUCCCCAAGAGCUGCUUGAAGCACAAGGCCUCGGCCGUGACCGUGAACGUGAGCCUCGGCGCGGCCCCCUCACCGCCCACCGCGCAGCCGGCUCCUGAGGAGCCUGCACCCCAGGCCCCGGACCGGGAGGCCGCCCCUGCGGAGCCCUCCAGGUCCGAGCUGGCGAAGUCCCCCGCGGCGGCCCCAGAGGCGACGGCGCCGGAGCGGAGGGUGGAGAGAGGAGGCCGCGAGGCGCGGGCGGCCAAGAAGUUCUCGGUGUCGUCGGGCCGGGAGUGGCCGCGAGCUGGGGGCCGCCUGCUCGAGCCCCGCGGCCCUGCUGUCCGGCUGCCGCUUCUGAGAAGCGGCCCGGCCUGGAAGAGCGAGGCCGCCCUCGACGACCUCCCGGCGGCCCCCGAGCCCCAGAGCGCGAAGCCCGGCCCUCGGAAGCCGACCGCCCCGGCCGAGCGCGGUUCUCCCGACUCGGCGGCCCGGGCGGCCACCGCGGACUCCAGCCAGGCGGCCCGUGAGCGGCCGGCGGGCGGGGACGGAAGCCCCUUCCCGGUCAAGCUCCGCUCCACGUCGCUGUCCUUCAAACACAGAGAAGCGCCCUGCCCGGAAGGGAGAGGGAUCAAGAGGUACAGCGCCGAGGUCAGGUUCGAGAGGGGAGGGCUGACCCUGCUCUCCAGGGACGACAAGUGUCCGCUGGGGACCGGCCCCGCCGCCCGAGGCGCCAAGUCCCCCAACGAGCCCGGGAAGGCCAAGGCCCGGUCCGCCGAGCAACUCAGCUCCAAACCGCCCCUUCCCAGAAAGCCGCUGCUGCAGACCCUCACCCUUCCGCAGUCGCCCACGCCCCCAGACCCCAGCCUCGGGGACCCUGAGAAGCUGGGACCUCCCGCCGACCCCAGGAAGGAGAGCCAGGCAGCGGAGAGAAAAUCGCCCCACAGGGCAGCUGAGAAGGCAGCAGGGCCUGGAGCCGACAGCCAGCCCGCGCCUCCCUGGGUCACCACGGGGCGGCAGAAGCGGCGAGGGGCCUCGGAGCAGACACCUAGCCAGGAGGACAAGCCUGGGGUGCGGACCUUGAAGUCUGAACCGGGAAGGCCAGCCAGGACACCAGAGAGAGCCCAGGACUCCGUGAGGCAGGCCGACUUCGUCCGCAGCAAAUCUUUCCUGAUGGCCCCUGCCAAGCCCCUUGGGGACCAGAGGCAAGGGACAAAGCUCCGCCUCCAGGAGGGGCUGCAAAGAGGGAUCUCCUUGUCCCAUCAGAACUUGGCCCAGUCGGCAGUGAUGAUGGAGAAAGAGUUGCAUCAGCUGAAGAGAGCCAGUUAUGCCAGCACAGACCAGCCAUCCUGGAUGGAACUUGCCAGAAAGAAAUCUCAAGCCUGGAGCGACAUGCCCCAAAUUAUAAAAUAGGUAGACCACGUGCUGUUAAAGAAUGGCCACUACCUUGACAGGUCACUUCAUUUAAAACUGCCACUAACUCAAGGCAAACAAACUGUGAAACUGAAGAGUGAUUUUUAUCAUCAGGUUAUGGGAGAGCGAGCUCAGGGAGGAGGAAGAAACCAGGCAAACAAGCUGGACAGACUCGUGGCCACAGGCCGGGGCCAGAGGUGCCCCAAGACAAGAACGCCAUUGAACGGGGCCAGGAACAAGGUUCUGUGCCCAGAGGUAUGAAUGUGUCUUUCAGAAUCCCCUUGAUAAAGAGGGUACCGUCAGGGAAGCAGAUGCAAAUGGAACUCGGAUACAGAACUUGGAAGCCGGGCAGGAGAAGGUAUGUCUGUGCCUCCACCUGAGAUGAGCUUGCGUCUCUGGCCGUUGUCCUGCCUUUGGAACCCGCCCUCUCCCUUCAUGUUUACUGUUAGGCAUGACGUUCAUGGUAAAACAGGGAUGCCGUUUCCAAGAGCAGCUAUAAGACGGUCAGUUUUCCUGAAGGUAGCCCCUCUAAGAAGGAGUGGAAGGAACACAGCAGCGUUCGUCAGUUCAGAGACUGUGUCCAAAAACAAUUUUUAAAAUUUUCCACUCGGCGUCUGUGUCCUUCACUGUUGCACAAUGCAUUGCCUGUUCAAUAAAAGGUUUCAAACAUG